Messenger RNA from Entamoeba invadens IP1, 1077 nucleotides. RefSeq names its product bromodomain containing protein, putative. The record is from RefSeq and is a predicted model, not a curated record. The transcript has a single exon. Bases 1 to 1077 code for a protein of 358 amino acids. Gene Ontology annotation, molecular function: protein binding. Lineage: Eukaryota; Evosea; Mastigamoebida; Endamoebidae.
AUGCGUACAAGUAAAUGCCUGAAGACGGACACUCACUAUGUCGACCUAACACUCGACGACCUCUACAGGCGCGAGGCCGAUCACUCCGACGAUCUGAUUCGGACUUCCCCCAAGGAGGACUCAGACAAAAUUUGUUGUUCCAUUGAUUUUCCAUACGACAAACCUUUAUCCCCACCCGCAAAUAAUUCAAAAAACAUCAAAUCCGCUAAAAAAACAAAAAAGUCUAAAAAAAGCACAAAACGAUCGAAUUAUUUCCCCGAUAAAAAAUCAAAGAAACUUCAAGACGACGAUUUAACAGUGACUCUCGACGUUCUUUCAACUCUUUCAGUUUCCGAAGAGGCUCCUGUGAGAAAGUCUUCCAGUGAGAUUAUUAUGACACCACAAGGUAUUCCAAUCCAUAAACCAGAACAUAUCUCGGGAAGGCGCCCUUUAUCACAUGAGGUCUUGCCUUGCAAAGAUAUUCUUAAGACAUUGAAAAAUCUUCCCGAAGCUAACCCAUUUUUAUCCCCAGUCGAUCCUAUUGCACAAAAUCUUCCAGAUUAUUACAUCGUUAUCACAGAACCGAUGGACCUCGGCACCAUCACAAAAAAAUUGAGAAUGGGAGUAUACGACCACAUCGACGACUUUGCCGCUGACGUGCGACUAACAUUCAAAAACGCAAUGAAGUACAACCCCCCUCGGAAUAUGGUUCACGUCUUUGCAAAAACACUCCUCAAGUACUUCGAUGACAAAAUAAAGGAGUUGUACCAUUCAAAAUGUACAAUCCACGCAAAUGUUGAGAAACGUCACAACUACUGGAACGACAAACGUGAGUGGAUAGAUUUCCAAAAAAGUAUAUUCGAGUUGCAGGAAGAGGCGGGAAUUGCUGCUAUGCAAACAACCCAAUUUCUUCCACUCUCCUUUGAGGAGAAAUGUGAUCUAUCAAACAAACUCGAGGAAGUCGAGGGUGUCAAACAACAAGAGGUUCUUGAAUUUCUCGGUAAACAAGACGCCGAGGGAGACGUGUUCAUCGACUUGGACGAUAUCGACGACGAAGUCCUGGCCGCGCUUAAUUCUAUCGUCUCUCGACGUAAAUGA